This is a messenger RNA of Culex pipiens pallens (northern house mosquito), 1876 nucleotides long. RefSeq names its product scavenger receptor class B member 1 (gene emp). The transcript has 9 exons. Bases 169 to 1731 code for a protein of 520 amino acids. Gene Ontology annotation, cellular component: membrane; cytoplasm. Gene Ontology annotation, molecular function: scavenger receptor activity. The record is from RefSeq and is a predicted model, not a curated record. Lineage: Eukaryota; Metazoa; Arthropoda; Insecta; Diptera; Culicidae.
CACAGUGUUUCGUUGCUCAGCUCAGCUUUCCGGAUUUUUGUUCGGGUCGCGAUCGUUGAACGACGUUGUUGCUGUUCUCGUGGUUAUUUAAGAAAAUUAGCACAACGUUUCGCAUUCGGAAUCGAGUAAAGUGUGGCAAGUCUGCAGAGCACCUUCAAAAACUAAAAAAUGCAUGACAAGAGCAAUCGACUAUGUGCCAAACUGUCCAGUGCUUUCCUGAGAAAAUGGUGGUUUGUGAUAGCAUUCGCAUUGAGUUUGCUAGUACUUGGAAUUCUAGUCACAUUUGGAUUUACAACACUAGUUAGAACAGUUAUUAAUCACCAAGUAGCACUUAGGAAAGGCGGGCAGUCAUUUGGUUGGUGGUCUAAACCUCCAGUAGAACCAAUGAUAAGAAUAUUUGUAUAUAAUGUUACCAACGCUGACGAGUUCCUAAACAACGGAACGAAACCUAUUCUCGAUGAACUUGGUCCAUAUGUGUAUAUUGAAACAUGGGAAAAAGUGGACAUCGUAGAGAACUCCAACGGAACCAUCAGCUAUAACCAAAAACGAGUGUACAUAUUUAAUGAAGAGAUGUCUCAAGGACUGGAGGACGAUGUCGUUAUUGUGCCCAAUAUACCCAUGUUAAGUGCAACAUCACAAAGCAAACACGCGGCCAGAUUUCUUCGACUCGCAAUGGCCAGCAUCAUGGACAUUUUGAAAAUAAAACCAUUCGUAGAAGUCUCGGUUGGACAGCUUCUAUGGGGUUAUGAAGAUCCACUGCUAAAGCUUGCUAAAGAUGUUGUACCGAAGGAGCAGAAGUUACCAUAUGAUGAAUUUGGUCUAAUGUAUGGUAAAAAUAGUACUUCAAAGGACAGAGUUACUGUCUGGACAGGAGUUGACGAUAUCACACAAUACGGUAUCAUAGAUAAAUAUAACGGACGUUCCCACCAAACUCACUGGUCAACUGAACAAUGCAACCGCUUGAAUGGAACAGAUGGAUCAAUCUUUCCGCCACACAUAACUAAAAACACGACGCUUUUUGUGUACGAAAAGGAUCUAUGCCGUCUGUUACCGCUGAAAUUUGAAAAGGAGGUUACUGUUAAAAAUGGAGUGCAAGGAUUUCGGUUUACUCCAUCUCCAGAUGUAUUCGCUUCUGUAGAAAAAAAUAAAGACAAUUUGUGCUAUUGUCCUGCGGGACCCCCCUGUGCCCCCAAUGGAUUAUUCAACGUCUCAUUGUGCCAAUAUGAUUCCCCUAUUUUACUAAGCUUUCCUCACUUUUAUUUGGCUGACCAAUCGCUGCGAACAGCAGUAGAAGGAAUUUCUCCACCAGAAAAAGAGAAACAUCAGCUAUUUAUCGAUGUACAACCGGAAAUGGGCACCGCUCUCCGCGCUCGGGCACGAAUUCAGAUCAAUCUUGCAGUCAGUCAAGUGGUGGAUAUUAAACAGGUCGCCAAUUUUCCCGACAUCGUGUUCCCAAUCUUGUGGUUUGAAGAAGGCGUCGAUUCUCUCCCUGACGAAAUAUUAGACCUGAUGAAACUAGCCACUACUGUGCCACCAAAAGCAAAAUACGUGCUCACAAUUGCCUUGUUCUCACUCGGUGGAUGCUUAUUUUUGAUAGCUGUUAUCUGUUUAGUACGCAAAUCACAUCGACAAAGCACAUUGCAUUUGGAAGGAUCAAACUAUCUUGCAUCCGCCGCAGUUGACCAAGCGAAGAAAAAAGCAAAAAUGGAAAGCGGAAGCCAUCAACAUUAGUUUUUUUUAUUAUUUUUUUCUUGUGAUUGGGGGCAUAAGGGAUAAGGGUUUUAGGUGUCCAUCUCGAAGAAGUACGUAAAUAUGUUCAUUUUUAUAACAUGGUCAACGGAAACAUAAAUAAAAUUUGCUCAACAAUUCUUUGUAA